CUUUACUCACAAAACAACUUUGACUUUCUUUAAUCUAAAUCAAUCUCUCUUUCUCACUUGCCUUUAACUUAGUUCACAUUCAAAAUCCACUCUUAUGAAAACAAACAAAUACGAUUCUCAGUAAAAACACGUAACCCAGAAUGAUGAACACAAUGAAGAACACGCAAUCACUACACCCACCAACAGUGAGUUUGAUGACAAAAGGUUCGAGUAUGAAGAGUUGAAGCUAGUUGGUUCAAGAAACUAGGCACACAAAAAUUGUUAGUGAUAUGGAAGAUGAAAAAGACGCGUUUUACGUCGUUAGAAAGGGCGACAUUGUUGGUGUUUACAGGAGUUUAAAUGAUUGCCAAAAUCUGUUGUGUGGACCGGAUGUUGCUGUGUUUAAAGGAUACUGGUUAUCAAAGGCUGCCGAGACAUACCUUGCUUCAAAUGGCCUAAGUAAUGCAAUAUAUUCGGUUGGCGUGGCCAAUGUUCAAACUGAUAUGUUUGGCCAACUUGCUCCUUGUCCUUUUCAGCAACCCAGUUUCAUCAAAGAUAAUGUUGGUAUUAGAAGUCCUCCUGAGAAGAAAAAGAAAGAUGUUGGAUCAACUUCUUUAUCAGAAGUUCCUCAAAGAAAGUUGCCUGAAACCGAAAGCUUUAUUGAAGCUCUGCCUGUUUCUGCUCAUUGUUGCUCGUGUAUUCUCGAGUUUGAUGGUGCAGCAAAGGGAAACCCUGGGCCAGCGGGUGCCGGGGCUGUUCUGCGUGCAGUAGAUGGAAGUUUGGUCUAUCGUCUACGUGAAGGUCUUGGGGUUGCAACUAACAAUGUUGCAGAAUAUCGAGCUGUGAUUUUAGGAUUACAGUGUGCUCUUGAGAGAGGUUUCAGACAUAUCCGUGUUCACGGAGACUCUAAACUUGUUUGUAUGCAGGUUAAUGGUUUGUGGAAAACCAAAACUCAGAACAUGACUGAUUUGUGCAAAGUGGCGAAGGAGCUUAAGGAUAAGUUUCUGUCUUUUGAGAUUUGUCAUAUUGAACGGGAGUACAACUCUGAAGCUGAUGCUCAAGCCAACCUAGGUGUAUAUCUUCAAAAUGGUGAGGUUCAAGAGGAAGUCGAACGGAGAUAGUUCAGAUUCGAAACACAUUGUAACAUGGUGACUAGGAACUCGUCUCAUGUGACAUUCGUUUCAUUCGCGUAAUUAAGAUUGUCUCAUGCUAACAAUUAUGUAGAACCAGUAAGUAAUGUUGCUAUUUACUUUUAAGUGGUAGUUUAGUUUAGUUUUGUUA
Molecule: messenger RNA, 1260 nt
Organism: Erigeron canadensis
Lineage: Eukaryota; Viridiplantae; Streptophyta; Magnoliopsida; Asterales; Asteraceae
Exons: 10
Coding region: 270-1100 (276 amino acids)
Molecular function (GO): RNA-DNA hybrid ribonuclease activity; nucleic acid binding
Source: RefSeq, a predicted model, not a curated record